Trichoderma virens Gv29-8 is the source of this 1753-nucleotide messenger RNA. RefSeq lists its product as uncharacterized. Gene Ontology annotation, molecular function: DNA-binding transcription factor activity; transcription cis-regulatory region binding. The transcript is spliced from 4 exons. NCBI's taxonomy places the organism in Eukaryota, Fungi, Ascomycota, Sordariomycetes, Hypocreales, Hypocreaceae. Gene Ontology annotation, biological process: positive regulation of transcription by RNA polymerase II. The coding region runs from base 1 to 1152 and encodes 383 amino acids. The record is from RefSeq and is a predicted model, not a curated record. Gene Ontology annotation, cellular component: nucleus.
AUGACAACGUGGGAUGUGGAGACGUUUUAUGAGAUGGCCGAAGCUCAAUCUAAGAUUAUGGACAUGGGUUCUCGGCUUUUGAUUUUGGAUAAUUUGGGCCAUCUGACCGACUGCAUCCUGCGACUUGCAUUCUACGAUGCUACACCGGCUUCGAAUGCAAUAUUAUACAGCUUAUUGGCAUUGUCAUCUCUAAAUCUAGGUCGAACUGGUCCGGCAGUGGUAUUGAAGAUCAAGGCGCUAUCGUACCUCCAACAGUCGCUGCGACUAGGGAAUAUCGGCCAUAGGACUGCUCAACAUCUCAUGGCUAGCAUGCUCUUAUAUCUUUGCGAGACAUUUCAAAUAUCGAGCACUACAAAGGACUGGGCGGAAUAUCUAUGUGGCGCGAAGCAAAUCGUUGUUUCGGGUGUCCUAGCUCAAGAAGUCCAUGCCGACAUUUCCCUACUCUUCGAUUGGGUUUCAUACCACGAGAUAUUUGCUAGGUUCGGCCUUGUAUACUGGAAGCCAGCGGUGGCCAUGCGAGGAAUGAGAUUUUGCGCCAUGGAUCCUGUGGCCGCAAAGAUGCUUGUGCCACGGCAUGAUUUUGGCUGCGACCGCCAGGUUCUCGACUACACGUCUUCUAUUUUCACAGCUCUCAUGCCGCGCAUUACAGAGGAUAAGGAUCUAACCCACUCACAAACGCAAGAUCUCUACGUCGUGGAAGCCAAGUUACGAAGCGGUCUAUUGGAAUCUCCACCAAUAGAUGUAACAUCAACUGAAAUCUCCAGAGACCGCGACAAGACUACAGAACUGUACCGCAUCGCCGCAUUGAUCUAUCUAAACCGAGCAGCACUGGGAUAUUCAGGCGAAGAACUACGUCACAGAAAUCUCGUGCACAGAGGACUGGAUCUCUUGUGUGGCAAGUUGACUUAUGUACCUCCGUGGCCCGUCUUCAUGAUAUCCUGUGAAGCAAGAGAUGAUGCUCAGCGGAUGACGGCUCUGCAAAUACUGGCCAAGGCUGGAGAGGAACCACGGUCGUUCAACAUGAGGUUGUUACGGGAGCUUGUGGAGGCAUGUUGGAAUCAAGAUGACCUGCACGAUGAAGAGGCAAUGGAUUAUCACACGAAGUUGCGUCUUGCUAUCCAAUCUGCUCCGUACGUUCCGCCAUUCAGCUAAAUGGUUUUUUAUUAAACUAUACUUUGACAACACUGUCUCUCAUAUCUUCCUGAAGAGGUUAAUUGAGAAGCCCCCCGAUUUCUUAUCUUGUAGCUUAAUUCCAGAACCUUUAGCUUGUGGUACCUUGCCAGGGGCCUUAUAUAUCGGGGGUGGCAGCCGUUCUUUCACAUCAAAGUUGGCUCCUCUAUCAAGGAGUAGGUUAACAAUCUUUUCAUGUCCAUUUGAGGAAGCCAAGUACAGCGGCGACCGGCCAAUGGAAUCUCGUAUAUUGAUUUGGGCUCCCCUAUCCACCAACAGUUCGACGAUGCUCUCAUGUCCCUGCGCGGCGGCUUCUUGUAGCGGUGUAUGUUGAGAGCGGUAGUGCGUCAAGUCAACUGUAGCGCCGCUAUUAAGCAACAGCUUGGCAGUACUGUAAUGCCCUCUCUUGCAAGCUAACCGCAAGGGUGUUUCGUUGGGUUGAUCAAAAGAGUUGACGUCGGCGCCCUUGUUGAGCAAAAGCUCAACGAUGUCAUCAAAUCCUUUAUCAGCCGCUACUAUUAUUGGUGUCUCCACAGACUUUUCAUACUUAAAGUCAACUUUGGCCCCGUUAUCAAGCAGCAGC